Lemur catta (Ring-tailed lemur) is the source of this 1798-nucleotide messenger RNA. RefSeq names its product TUB bipartite transcription factor (gene TUB). The record is from RefSeq and is a predicted model, not a curated record. Gene Ontology annotation, biological process: protein localization to cilium. The coding region runs from base 1 to 1521 and encodes 506 amino acids. The transcript has 12 exons. NCBI's taxonomy places the organism in Eukaryota, Metazoa, Chordata, Mammalia, Primates, Lemuridae. Gene Ontology annotation, cellular component: cilium.
AUGACUUCCAAGCCGCAUUCCGACUGGAUUCCCUACAGUGUCUUAGAUGACGAGGGCAGCAACCUGAGGCAGCAGAAGCUUGAUCGGCAGCGGGCCCUGCUGGAGCAGAAGCAGAAGAAGAAACGCCAGGAGCCCCUGAUGGUGCAGGCCAAUGCGGACGGGCGGCCCCGGAGCCGGCGGGCCCGGCAGUCGGAGGAGCAGGCGCCCUUGGUGGAGUCCUACCUCAGCAGCAGCGGCAGCACCAGCUACCAAGUUCAAGAGGCCGACUCACUCACCAGUGUGCAGCUGGGAGCCACCCACCCAACAGCACCAGCCUCAGCCAAGAGAACCAAGGCAGCAGCCUCAGCAGGGGGCCAGGGUGGGGCCUCUAGGAAGGAGAAGAAGGGAAAGCACAAAGGCACCAGCGGGCCAGCAGCACUGGCAGAAGACAAGUCUGAGGCCCAAGGUGCGGUGCAGAUCCUGACUGUGGGCCAGUCGGACCAUGCCCAGGACGCAGGGGAGACGGCAGCUGGUGGGGGCGCUCAGCCCAGCGGGCAGGAUCUCCGUGCCACGAUGCAGAGGAAGGGCAUCUCCAGCAGCAUGAGCUUUGACGAGGAAGAGGAGGAUGAGGAUGAGAACAGCUCCAGCUCCUCCCAGCUAAAUAGCAACACUCGCCCCAGCUCUGCUACUAGCAAGAAGUCCACGAGGGAGGCAGCCUCAGCCCCCAGCCCCACAGCCCCAGACCAACCAGUGGAUGUUGAGGUCCAGGAUCUUGAGGAGUUUGCGCUGAGGCCAGCCCCCCAGGGCAUCACCAUCAAAUGCCGCAUCACGAGGGACAAGAAGGGGAUGGACCGGGGCAUGUACCCCACCUACUUCCUGCACCUGGACCGAGAGGAUGGGAAGAAGGUGUUCCUCCUGGCGGGAAGGAAGAGAAAGAAGAGUAAAACUUCUAAUUACCUCAUCUCUGUGGACCCAACAGACUUGUCUCGUGGAGGGGACAGCUACAUCGGGAAACUGCGGUCCAACCUGAUGGGCACCAAGUUCACUGUUUAUGACAACGGCGUCAACCCUCAGAAGGCGUCAUCCUCUACUCUGGAAAGUGGGACCCUGCGUCAGGAGCUGGCAGCCGUGUGCUACGAGACAAAUGUCUUAGGCUUCAAGGGGCCUCGGAAGAUGAGUGUGAUUGUCCCAGGCAUGAACAUGGUUCACGAGAGAGUGUCUAUCCGCCCCCGGAAUGAGCAUGAGACACUGCUAGCACGCUGGCAGAAUAAGAACACCGAGAGUAUCAUCGAGCUGCAGAACAAGACACCUGUGUGGAAUGACGACACGCAGUCCUACGUACUCAACUUCCAUGGGCGCGUCACACAGGCCUCCGUGAAGAACUUCCAGAUCAUCCAUGGCAAUGACCCGGACUACAUCGUGAUGCAGUUUGGCCGGGUAGCAGAGGACGUGUUCACCAUGGAUUACAACUACCCGCUGUGUGCGCUGCAGGCCUUUGCCAUUGCCCUGUCAAGCUUUGACAGCAAGCUGGCCUGCGAGUAGAGGCCUCCUCGAGCCCUUUGGGGUUGCCCAGCCUGGAGCGGAGCUUGCCUGCCUGCCUGCCUGUGGAGACAGCCCUGCCUACCCUCUGUAUAUAGGCCUUCUGCCAGAUGAAGCUUUGGCCCUCAGUGGGCUCCUUGGCCCAGCCAGCCAGGAACUGGCUCCUCUGCCUUUGCUGCUGAGGCAGGGGAGCAGCAGGGAAGGGGUGGGUGGAUGGGUGUGAAGGGCUGAAAGUAAUUCUUUCUGUGUCCCAAGAUCAACACACCCCCACUCUUGGGUU